AUGUCCACAAUCAAGACCUUUCACAACGAUCAUUCCACCGACGCUGUCGAUGAAUUCGACAAAGACGUCAAGACCAUGAUACACGACCCAGAGUCGCCUGUUCAACCAGAAGAUGAAUAUGUCGGAGACUUCGAAGAGAUUUCGGCCUUGAAGCAAGGCCUUCAUCAGAGACACAUCCAAAUGAUUGCUUUGGCCGGUACCAUUGGAACAGGUCUCUUCCUCAGUUCUGGUCGAGCAAUCUCACGUUCUGGUCCCCUGGGUGCCUUUCUAGGAUACUUGGUCAUGGGCUGUGCUGCUGGAACUGUAACCCUUGCGACGGGCGAGAUGGGCACACUUGUUCCUUUGAACGGUGGAAUAGUCCGCUACGCCGAAUACUUUGUUGACCCGGCAUUAUCGUUUGCCAACGGCUACAACGUGGUAUAUUCCUACCUUGUGUCUAUCCCUGCAGAGAUUGUGGCCGCUGCUGUGCUCGUGCAGUUCUGGUCUGACCUCAAUAGCGCGAUUUGGAUCAGUAUCUUUGGAGUGGUCAUGCUGUGUACCUCUAUGGCCUUUGUGAGAGUAUACGGGGAGCUCGAGUUCGGUUUCUCCUUGAUGAAGAUCUUGCUGAUCAUUGGAGUCAAUCUAAUGGCUCUUGUUAUUACCUGUGGUGGCGGUCCUGACCAUAAAACCAUCGGGUUUGAAUACUGGCGCCACCCUGGGCCUUUCGUUCAGUACCUUGGCAUCGGUGGCUCUCUUGGUCGCUUUCUCGGUGUUUGGACAUCUAUGAAUAGUGCUCUUUAUGCCUAUUCGGGGAUUGAAACAAUUACCGUUGCCGCUGGAGAGACAAAAUCGCCGAGGCAUGCUAUCCCGCAGGCGGCUAAGCGGAUUUUCUUUCGUAUAUUGAUUUUCUAUGUCAUCUCAAUCUUCAUGGUCGGCCUUGUGGUCCCCUCCAAUGAACCUAGACUCAGCAGUUCUAGUGGCACAGCUUCCGAGUCUCCCUUUGUGAUCGCAGCUACCCUAGCCGGAAUCAAGGUGGUGCCAUCAAUCAUCAACGCUGUCAUCAUCACGUCGGCGUGGUCUUCAGGCAACUCGAACAUGCUCGGAGGGUCGAGAGUAUUGUACGGGCUGGCGGUAAACGGUAAAGCCCCCAAGUUCUUCACUCGACUUAACAGAUUCUCGGUUCCCUGGGUCGCAAUUUCGCUCUACGGUCUGUUCAUGUGCCUGGCAUACAUGUCGCUCUCCUCAACUGCCAACACCGUGUUUGAUUGGCUGCAAGACCUUGUCUCCAUCACAACUCUGACCAACUGGCUCACUAUCCUGGUCACGUAUCUUCGCUUUUAUUACGGCUGCAAGAAACAAGGAAUCUCUCGCAAGUCUCUACCGUGGGCGACGCCGCUCCAGCCAUAUAUCAGUUGGGCCUCGUUGAUCAUGCUCAGUCUCCUGCUCAUCACCGGCGGGUACUCGACUUUUAUCAAAGGGCAAUGGAGCGACGAAGGAUUCGUCUCCUCUUAUAUCAAUAUUCCUCUCUUCUUCAUCUUUUAUUUUGCGUACAAGUUGAUUCACAAGACAAAGAUCAUCCCCCUGGAAGAUAUACCCAUUCAACCGUUUAUUGAUAUUGCCAAUCGCAACCCAGAGCCGCUGCCACAACCAAAGAAAGGCCUUCGCAAGCUGAACAUUUUAUGGGACUGA
Penicillium roqueforti is the source of this 1668-nucleotide messenger RNA. RefSeq lists its product as uncharacterized. NCBI's taxonomy places the organism in Eukaryota, Fungi, Ascomycota, Eurotiomycetes, Eurotiales, Aspergillaceae. The coding region runs from base 1 to 1668 and encodes 555 amino acids. Gene Ontology annotation, cellular component: membrane. The transcript is spliced from 3 exons. Gene Ontology annotation, biological process: amino acid transmembrane transport. Gene Ontology annotation, molecular function: amino acid transmembrane transporter activity. The record is from RefSeq and is a predicted model, not a curated record.